ACACGAGAACACUAUCUGUGAGUUGUGCACUACCUUUGACAACCAUGCUGUCUCGAUGUACAUGUGUUCUUUAAGUUGUGUGUGAAAGUUGUUUAUAUGAAGUAAAGAGUUUGUUAUCAAGUAUGGAAUCUCAUAAAAAAACUACUUCUCAGUCGAUAUUGGAAUUAGUUAACCCGGUUCCUGUGUCAUUCGAUCCGGAAGAUGACAUAAACAUUGAUAGUGCAGCCAAAGUAGUAGAAAAUUAUCAGGAAGAAUUCAGUGACGACGACAUAGUGAUAUCCAAGUUUAAGAAGAGCGUAGAUUUAUUAGAGGAUCAGGAUGCCAGGUAUUCAGGCCGGAAAGUGUCUCGCAAGUCUCUGGGUGCUGAGCCACGAAAAAAUGAAGUUUUCGUACCGGGACCCAGCAGCAACGAUGAUAACAGUAGCAGCGAAGACGAGGCCGGGAAUGAAUCGUGGGAACGCGGCGAUUCUGGCGAGAGCGAAAAUGAUGCAGAUUAUGGAAAUAGUGAGCAAACUACUGAUGCUGCCACGGAUGACGAAGCCGUGGACACUGGCAGUUCUGAAGAAAGCGAAGACAGUGCAACAGACGAUUCUUUCAGCAUUACUGGUGAAGCCAAACACCUCGCCGAAAACAAACAGGUGUCAGAUAUUGGGAGUGACACCUUUCAGCAUGUUUCGAACAGAAAUACAAAUCUAGAAAUUGAGAAGGGCAGAUGUGUUAGAAAUCAGCUUAGAAUGUGGGACAAUUUACUUGAAUGUAGGAUUCACCUUCAGAAGUGUUUGUUGACUGCUAACAGAAUCCCAUCUCAUGCAACGUUUGAAGAUUAUAAACAGAAAGGCGGAACACAGUUGAAAGAUGCAUUGAAUAAGACCCAAAAUUUUGUUACAGAUUUGCUUGAGAAAUUUAUUGUGCUACGUGAGAGUUUAUUAAAGUCAUUCCCCGAAACCAGGAAUUUGAAAUCCUCACAGGCAGGUUCAGAAAGUGCUGACGAGGAAAUACCAAGUGAUACAGAAGAAGAUGGAGAAGCUGAAGAUGUGCUUGAAGAACACGUAGAAGACAAAUCGUUGUAUGAGCCUAAAAUUAAGAAACGAAAGAUUGAUGAUUAUGGAACAUUGUUAGAUACUCAGCAUAAAGAAUACCUGGAGUAUCGUAACAGUACUAUUCAGAAAUGGAAUGAUAAGACUCGUGUUUCAAGUGGAAAAAUUAGCAGCAGAAAUUUUUCAAAUUUUGAACAGUCUACUUUAAAACAAAUUGAGCAGAUUUUGAGCAAUCGUCAUCGACUUAUUCAAAGAACGCAACUUAAGCGAUCAACAUACUCCCCUAUAUGUCAGGAGAUACAGGAAGAUGAGAAUGCGAAAAACGAAGAACCAAAAGAGUCGGAAAGAUUAAAAGAAUACGAUCCAGAAGUAUUUGAUGACAGUGAUUUUUAUCACCAGUUGCUUCGAGAAUUGAUAGAACGUAAAACUGCGGGUGUUACGGACCCAGUGCAACUUGGCCGACAGUGGUUAGAGCUUCAGAAGCUAAGAAGCAAGAUGAAACGGAAAAUAGACGUACGAGCAACCAAGGGACGGAGAAUUAAAUAUGUUGCGCAUCCAAAAUUAGUUAAUUUUAUGGCUCCUAUAGCGGAAAGCAGUUGGACAGAUGAAGCAAAAACUGACCUAUAUAAUUCUUUGUUUGGAAAAAAGAAAUUGUAAUUACAAUUUCUGUAUGUACAUAAAUGCAGUAAAUGACAGUAUAAUUUGGUAUAGAGUUGUCGUAAUUUCAUGUAAAAAUCCUGAAAUUCUUAUGCUUUUGCUACCAAGGAAGUGUCUCAGUUUACCAAAUCACAUGUGUGAAUGGUCUAAUGAUAGCCUUUUAAAACAUGGAUAUAACUUAUAUCAAUUGAUACUGUAAUUAUGGUUUUAAGUCCAUAAAAGAAGACUGAAAUUUAUUUGGGUUUUGUUUAACCUAUCAACAUCGAAUGAAUUGGUGGGUCUAACAAGUGUGAUAUAGAAGCAGCUUGGUGGCAAUUCAAAGAAUUAUUCAGAGAUUAGCCAGUGGUCGAAGAUUGUGUGUCUCUUUCUGUGUUACUGAUGUGGCUAGUCAAAGGAGAUAAUCUGUGUUGGUAUCUCCUUUUUUUCACUUUGGUUCCAUUAGGCAGAGUCAAAUAAUGUAGGCCUAAAUUAGACAUCUUAGCACUCAGUUAAUGACUUACCACUGUCUGUCCUGCAGUUUCAUAACUAUCUGUGCAGUGCUUGUGCAAAUGCAACACUUUUCACAGUCUAAUAAAGUGUGAUAGAGAGA
Messenger RNA from Schistocerca gregaria, 2283 nucleotides. RefSeq names its product protein AATF-like. Gene Ontology annotation, biological process: regulation of transcription by RNA polymerase II. Bases 123 to 1694 code for a protein of 523 amino acids. The transcript has a single exon. NCBI's taxonomy places the organism in Eukaryota, Metazoa, Arthropoda, Insecta, Orthoptera, Acrididae. The record is from RefSeq and is a predicted model, not a curated record. Gene Ontology annotation, cellular component: nucleolus; nucleus.